AUGGUUCAGCUUUCCGACGAGUGGCUUUUGUGCGGGAUUAGCGAGCUGACGAUCCAGGACAUCGACAUAGCGAGAGUGUUGGUCGACACCAGAUGCUCGGCCAAUAUUAUCUACAAAAGCACCCUUGAAAGAAUGGAGAUCGAUCUGUGCGCCGUUACAGAAGGACCCAUCCCGAUAUUCGGACUCUCGGGAUAUGCUACUAUGACUCUCGGCUCGAUCGACCUUGUUGUUAAAGCCGGGAGCGUCAUCAAAGUCACAGAAUUCUUAGUCAUCGACCGCCCAACAUCGUACAACGCGAUCGUCGGUACUCCAUGGCUGAAUUCCAUGCGAGCGAUCGCUUCGACAUUCCAUCUGUGCCUUAAGUUUCCAACCCCUCGUGGAGUCGAAACUAUACAAGGAGACCGCAGGAUGUCGCAAAUUGGAGCCAACCUCCGCGAGCCACUAAAGACAGAGCUCAUCGCCUGUCUCAAAAAGAACCUCAAUGCGUUUGCUUGGGCCGCGGAAGAUAUGCCAGGGAUCGAUAUCGGCAUAACGUGUCAUGAGCUUAACAUCGAUCCGACCUACAUACCCGUCAAACAAAAAAGGCGGAAGCUAGGACCGGAGUGUGCCACCGCGGUAAAUGAGGAAGUCGAAAGACUCCUGAAGCCGGAUCAAUAA
Brassica oleracea var. oleracea is the source of this 657-nucleotide messenger RNA. RefSeq lists its product as uncharacterized. Bases 1 to 657 code for a protein of 218 amino acids. The record is from RefSeq and is a predicted model, not a curated record. Lineage: Eukaryota; Viridiplantae; Streptophyta; Magnoliopsida; Brassicales; Brassicaceae. The transcript has 2 exons.